UUGUCGUCGUCUACGCAACCUCCCACUUCUGUUUCACAGUCUCCACACAAACUAUUCAAGCGGUUUCCCCUGUUUGGGUUUUUUACGGCGGCUCUAAACCCGUUUUCACAGUGUAUCUUGAACAUUGGUAAUGGCCACUGAAUUAAACGCUCUGGAUUGUAUCAUUUAAUGGUAACGCAUUAUUUGUUCUGUACUUCUCUACUUGAUUGAGUUUUGAUUAAGACACUGCUAUUGUGGUUGAUUUUAGAUGCCUUUUUCAUUGGCUGAUUCUUUAGAUAUUUCUCAUGCAUAAGGGUUUGUUUGAUGAGAAACGACACUGCUGUUUUGUUAUUCUCACCUUCCUUUCGUUUCUUGAAUUUUGAGAUUAUUUUGAAACCUACCAAGAAGUGGGUUUUCUUUGUUGUAUCGACUUGUGUUUGCCCCUUAACAAUAGCUCUAGCUGAGCCUACUUUUGCGGAAACAGUACCAGAUCCAGAUUCUACAACGGAGAAACAGAAUGAGUCUCCUCCAACAAACGACACAAAACAUACCGUGACAGUGUCGAGUACCCCGUCUGUUACUGUCACUGCAUUUGCUAAUGGAUGUGAUGUAGUCUCUUCUCAGCCAAAUGGCAAUGGCCAAGCACAUGCUGCUGAUAUUUUAAAGGGAAGUCACCGCGACCAAAACAACUCAUAUGUCUAUUCUGAUUCGACUUUGCGUGGAGAUCGAGCAAAAAGAAGUGAUUGCUGGUCCCAAACUUCUUUUUCGAGUCCUAGGCCUACUGGACAUUUCAACGGUGCUGGUAGGCUUCAUGCCAAUACACAAUCACAUGCAUUCAGACCUCAAUUUAAGGGAAAGGAAGCCGCAGGACACUUUUUGAAACUCUCCAAUCAAAAGACAAGCUCUGUCCCAUAUUGUGGUUACAUUAAUGGAAACUCAAACAAUGGUUUCUGGGAUCAAAGAGGUCAGUAUAGGAAACUGGAGAUUAAGGAAGAAUCUGACUCCUUGGUUGAAUUGAAAUGUGGUCCGAGAGCCAAUGCAAAGACUCGUCCUCCUUCUGAGUCAUCAUCAUCACUCAAGCAAAACAAUUCGUUUGCCUUGGCUAUUCGUAGAGAGAUGUAUAACCUCCCAGAUUUUCAAAGUGAUUAUGAAGAUGCCAAAUUUUUCGUAAUCAAGUCCUACAGUGAAGAUGAUGUUCACAAGAGUAUCAAAUAUUCCGUGUGGUCAAGCACCAUCAAUGGAAACAAGAAACUCGAUGCAGCUUUCCGUGAUGCUGAAACAAAAACACUCGAGGAUGGCAAAAAACGUCCAAUUUUUCUCUUCUUCUCGGUGAAUGCAAGCAGACAAUUUGUGGGAUUAGCUGAGAUGGUUGGAUAUGUAGACUUCAAAAAGGAUUUAGAUUUCUGGCAGGUUGAUAAGUGGAGUGGCUUUUUCCCGGUUGAAUGGCAUGUUGUUAAAGACAUCCCUAACUGGGAGCUACGCCAUAUCAUCCUCGACAACAAUGAGGACAAGCCAGUUACUCAUACGAGGGAUACUCACGAGAUCAAAAUCAAAGAAGGUCUCCAAAUGCUCUCGAUAUUCAAGAACUACUCUGCGAGAACAUUUUUGUUAGACGACAUGGACUUCUAUGAAGAACGAGAGAAGUCUCUUCGAGUGAAGAAGGAGCAUAAACCUGUCACUCUUCGCAUGGAUCUCUUCAAAGAGAAAGACUAUGAUUAUGAGAUGGAAGGUAACAGGAGAAUGAAUCAUCAAGGAAGAGGAAAUAACUGGAACAGAAGUAGCAGUAGCAAAACACAAGCGUCUCUUGUCAAUCUAACCAAGAAUCUCUCCAUAGGAGGCUACUCUUCUUCCAAGAGGAACACUGGCAAUUAUUCAACAUGACCACACACAUUCUUCUAUUCCUCGUCUACGUUAUUGAUUUAUUUAUGAAUUGCUUUAGUUAGUUCAUGAAUCAUUAGGUUCUUUAUUGUUCCUUUCUUAGGGCUUCUAAUUUGGUUUUUCUUUGAUUUCAUCUUCCGCUGUCUUUUAAGCCUACAGAUAACAGAUUCAUUUUCACGAUUUCAGUGAUAAAAUUAGUCAGUUUUCAGAUA
Molecule: messenger RNA, 2069 nt
Organism: Camelina sativa (false flax)
Lineage: Eukaryota; Viridiplantae; Streptophyta; Magnoliopsida; Brassicales; Brassicaceae
Source: RefSeq, a predicted model, not a curated record